Pneumocystis murina B123 is the source of this 465-nucleotide messenger RNA. RefSeq lists its product as hypothetical. The record is from RefSeq and is a predicted model, not a curated record. Lineage: Eukaryota; Fungi; Ascomycota; Pneumocystomycetes; Pneumocystales; Pneumocystaceae. The transcript is spliced from 7 exons. Gene Ontology annotation, cellular component: mitochondrial envelope; membrane. Gene Ontology annotation, molecular function: ubiquinone binding; heme binding. Gene Ontology annotation, biological process: mitochondrial electron transport, succinate to ubiquinone; tricarboxylic acid cycle. The coding region runs from base 1 to 465 and encodes 154 amino acids.
AUGUCACCUUUUCGAGUGGUAAAAUUUCAUACAUGGAGUCCUCUCUAUUUUAAGGCAUUUUUUAUGAAGAAAGGUAUUGGUAAAGCUUCUCCUCAGGUUAUUGUGGGUUCAGUAAAUGACCCUUCUCCAACACCUUUACCAUCUCCAAUACAUGGGAGUUACCAUUGGACAUUUGAACGACUUAUUUCUUUAACAUUAGUACCAUUAGUGUUGGCACCUUUUGUAGGUUCAAGCACUACACCUAUUUUUGAUGCAAUUCUUUCAUUAGGACUGGUUGUUCAUUCUUAUAUUGGAUUUGAUUCAUGUAUUACUGAUUAUUUUCCUAAGCGUGAAUAUGGCUCUUUUUCUACGUUUAUGAGAUGGGUGUUACGAAGUGCAACAGGUCUUGUUUUUGCUGGACUUUAUGAAUUUGAAACAAAUGAUGUUGGAAUUACUGAGGGAAUUAAGCGUAUAUGGAAAGCAUAA